GCUGCAUGAGAUUUCAGCUGCUCUGUAGGAACACUGUCCUCUCUCACCUCAUGCUCACCACUGGCUCUCUGCAGGACUCUGGACCAAAAUCAUACCUUUUAGAGGAAUAAUGGGUUCCUAUAACUCCAACCUGGAUGAUAUCAUGGAGGAGGACAUGCACCACUGGUACGCCAAAUUCAUGAGGGAGUCUCCUUCAGGACUUAUAACGCUCUUUGAGCUCAAGACUAUGCUUGACAUGAACGGUAUGACAGAGGAGUCCAGCAGCUAUGUGGACCAGGUCUUCAUCACCUUUGACAUGGAUGGGGAUGGCUAUAUAGACUUUGUGGAAUACAUCGCAGCAAUAAGUUUAUUACUGAAAGGAGAAAUUAACCAGAAACUAAAGUGGUACUUCAAGCUCUUUGAUCAAGAUGGAAAUGGGAAGAUUGACAAGGAUGAACUGGAGACCAUAUUUAAGGCUAUUCAAGAUAUCACCAGAAAUUAUGAUGUCCCUCCAGAAGAGAUUGUAACUCUUAUAUAUGAGAAGAUUGAUGUCAACGGAGAAGGUGAGCUGACACUGGAGGAGUUCAUCAGUGGAGCCAAGGAUCAUCCCGACAUCAUGGAAAUGCUCACCAAGAUGAUGGAUCUCACCAACGUCCUGGAAAUCAUUCUUAAAGGCCAACAGAAGAAAGAUCUGAAGAACUGAAUCUAGAAACAACGAGCUGGAUUGUGGGAAUUCAGAACUUUUUUGGAGGGUUUUCAGCAUGCAGCAGUGUUGAGGAAACGCUAUAUGUGCUUGAUUGGUCAAGUCCCGUCUCAAACUGCACAGAUUGAACUGAAUGAACUGACUGAGCGGUCCAACACAGUAGAUCUCUCUGUAUAUCGCCCGAGGGAAGCAGAGAAGUUGUCUUCUUCCCUCUGCUUGUGCUCUCACAUUUCUUGAACUGUGACCCUUACGUUUUACAAAGUUUAAAAACAUUUUUUUUUACCAGGUGAUGUGUUUGGAAAGUCUCAGUGAAGGGAGACACCCAUCUGCUUUCAGAUUCCCAUCAUGGUUCGAGUAGAUGGUGCAAAGUAAGGUGGCAAAAGAA
Molecule: messenger RNA, 1067 nt
Organism: Sander lucioperca (pikeperch)
Lineage: Eukaryota; Metazoa; Chordata; Actinopteri; Perciformes; Percidae
Gene: guca1c
Product: guanylate cyclase activator 1C
Exons: 4
Coding region: 110-682 (190 amino acids)
Molecular function (GO): calcium ion binding; calcium sensitive guanylate cyclase activator activity
Source: RefSeq, a predicted model, not a curated record